Rhodamnia argentea is the source of this 1637-nucleotide messenger RNA. RefSeq names its product thiamine-repressible mitochondrial transport protein THI74-like. The coding region runs from base 247 to 1440 and encodes 397 amino acids. NCBI's taxonomy places the organism in Eukaryota, Viridiplantae, Streptophyta, Magnoliopsida, Myrtales, Myrtaceae. Gene Ontology annotation, cellular component: membrane. The transcript is spliced from 8 exons. Gene Ontology annotation, biological process: regulation of peptide transport. The record is from RefSeq and is a predicted model, not a curated record.
AGAUUUUGACGCCAAUUCCUUUGCAUUUUCCUAGAACUCAUCGACCGAGUCGUCCACUGCCGUGCAAUUCCCGAAACGCAGUCCUAUCUGACCGCAAACGUCGCUGCGGAAACAACAAACGAAGCCCCGAUGUCACGGUAUUUACACCCACGAAGCCAUUUUUCUCUUUUCCGUGUCGAACAGAGAUGGCUUUGUAGCACAGACUCGGUGCGGUGUUGCUCCGUCUGUAUUUUCUAGCGUUCUUGGAUGAUGGGUUGGAGAUACAAAGCUGGUUUGGGUCUGAUUGGCACAGCUGUGCUCAUAUGGGUCGCGUCUGCCGAGGUGACUCAGAAAAUUUUUGAAGAAUACAAACAGCCAUUCGCCAUUACAUAUCUUAUGGUCUCUCUCAUGGUCGUCUUUUUCCCUAUAGCCUUCCUCAAUGACCGUGUAUGGGACUUACUUAGAAUAGAUCCUUUCAGAAGACUCUACUAUAAAAUCAAGUGCAAGAGCAGCAGAUCUGGUGAACUUAACAUUCCCCUUAUAUCCAGUGAAAUGUACGAUGAUGCAGAAACUGCUUCAAAGAAUAUCCUAAUUCCUGACUCGGACUGGGAUAUUAGUGAGAGGGAAGAGGGUCAACCUUUGAGGUCAAUGAAUGAGGAAUGUGAACUUCCGUUACUUGGCGAGAGUCCCGGACUUGGUUCAUUGGAUAUUGUCAAAUGCAGUUUAUAUCUCACCCCUAUAUGGUUUCUGACAGAGUACUUGUCGAAUUCUGCUCUGGCAAAUACCAGCGUAGCAAGUACGACUGUCCUGGCGUCUACAUCUUCCCUCUUCACACUUUUCUUUGGAGCUCUUCUCGGCCAGGAAUCCAUAAGCAUUGUGAAGGUGGUCGCUGUCUUUAUCAGCAUGGCUGGUGUUGCCAUGACCACAGUUGGAAAAACUUGGGCAUCUGAUGAGUCCUUAAGCGCAUCAGAGAUCAAAAAGCACACAAUAAUGGGGGACAUUUUCGGCCUUCUGUCAGCAGUAUUAUAUGGAUUGUUUACAGUGCUGCUAAAGAAGUCUGCAGGGUCAGAGGGAGAGAAGGUUGGUGUACACAAGUUCUUUGGAUACAUUGGCCUCUUCACUCUUCUUGGCCUUUGGUGGCUUGGAUGGCCACUACAUGCUUUGGGGGUUGAGCCCGAACUUGGCUUCCCGCCAUCGACAUCUGUUGGUGGAGCCUUGGUUUUAAAUGGCUUGGUGGGGAGUGUGCUUUUGGAUUACUUUUGGGCCCUAUCGAUCGUUUGGACAACUCCGCUGGUUGCGACACUUGGCAUGUCCUUGACCAUCCCCCUCGCAAUGGUGGCAGACAUGCUUGUUCACGGCCGUCGUUACUCUGCAAUUUACAUUUUCGGAUGCGUCCAGGUUUUCGCAGGAUUUGUUGUAGCCAAUCUCUCGGAUAUGUUUGCGAAGAAACCAGAAUCAUGACAUUCCGUGGGUGUUUGGGUGAAAACUUUUAACUCCUGGUGCAACUACCUAAGUGAGAUCUUCCUCUCUGUAAAUGGCCCUCGUGUCUCUUUCUACACAGGCAAAUCUCUGUGCUGUGAAUUCUGCUGACGCCAUUUUCACAGUGAAUAAUGAGUUUAUGCUCGGAAUUAUAAGGAGGAAGAUGACAAUUACAAUUU